Molecule: messenger RNA, 1377 nt
Organism: Protopolystoma xenopodis
Lineage: Eukaryota; Metazoa; Platyhelminthes; Monogenea; Polystomatidea; Polystomatidae
Source: the annotation of a GenBank genome assembly
AUGUCAGGCUCAGCUUCUUCCGUCUCUCAACCCACCGCAUCCGCGUUGUCUCAUUCCACACCCUCAUCUUGCUCCUUCCCCUCUUCAGCCUCGCUGUCAUGCUCCUCAAAGCCAUCCUCAACCUCCUCUUCAUCAUCAUCUGUACACUCGUCCAGUCACACACCCGAUCAAAAGGUCUUAGGUUCGCCCCACCAAAAGGCCGAUACUGAGACAAAAGCUGCACAUUUUGAUCACCAUCAGCAUCACGAUCACUGCCACCACCACAUUCAUCAUCAUCAUCAUCAUCAUCAUCAUCAACAGCAGCAGCAUCAUCGGGAUCAACAACAACCUUCGCGACGAGUUCAUUUGGAUACCUCCGGUCCACUCGGCAGAUCUGAGGUCAAGCCUCACUCUACUGGCCCGUCGACCUCGGCUCCAUUUCGCUCGAGCCUCCGACGACUUGGUACCUCAUCAGGCAGGUCAGGAGGGAAUAAUGCCUCUCUGAUUGUUGCAAAGACACCGGCCACCGGAUCUGCGGCCAACAUGGAACCUUCCGCCGACUGGUUGGUACGUGAAUCCUGCAAUGAUGUCAAGACCUGGUGGAGCCUGCAACUUAACCCACUCUCUGGUCUACAGCUUCCUCCAGCCCCACAAAAACCCAUCGACAGAAUCACUAUCGACAAUAAACGAGCCUCCAUUCAUCCUCCUCCAUUUGAGUCAUCACUGACCUCAAACCCCUCCGAGGCCCAAAGAUCUCUUGUAGGCAAUCCGAUAUCGCGAGACCCAGCUGCGUCCAGAUUCUCACCAGCUUGUAUGUCGCCCACCGGCAAUUUGAGGCCGAUCCGUCAGUCCCACCGUACAGCCGUGUUUCGGACGGCCUCUUCGCAUGCCAACUGGCCUACCAAAUGGUCGAGUCCGCAGGAGUUGGCCGCCCAAAGCAGCCACACACAGACGGGAGGGGUACUGACACGACCAUCUCCGACUCAGCACCAAGCCAUUCUGUCGCAUGAAAGAGUAAAAGAGGCUGGCCAGAAGAAGCAGUCACCAAGUCCUCGAUACAGAGGCAACAUUGGGCCGGCUCACACUGAACUCCACCAAAACCAAGUACACCAACAACAAGUGCCGCUAUUGCCUCUGUCCGAGGAAAAGGUUAUUGAAGGACCAGGCUCCCUCAGGAAAAAAGUACAAUCUUAUCAGUUGAUAAUGGAAAAUAGCGCGGAUUCAAAACCUAUGCCCUCGUCUCCCUCGUCGCAGACUUCCAUCGCCCACUUGGAAGCUGAAGAACCGACUCCAGCCCACGCGACGGAUGCACAGAUCAGAAGACCAGUUCGAGGCCAGGAGAAAAUGAGAAGCAGCCUGGAAAGUUCAAGUAUUAAAAAUUUUAGCGCGUUCGCCUGA